AUUCCACCUGCUGGAUAUGGUUAGCUGAGCUUUUGGAGCUAGAACCAAGGAGGACGUAUAUAUUUAAAUAGAAAUUCACUCAAAUGGAAUACACCUGUUACGGACAGGGUUUUCCUAUUUGGAACAUUUUUCUAUGAAAACGGUUUUAGUGGUACGGUUGCUGAAAAACAAUUGAGUGGUUUUGCUGAGGUAAAGAUAAGUAGGAUGCGCUCAUUUCCUCGUCGAUUUGCUCUUCCUCUGAAGUUGGCAAUAGUAGUUGUAGCUCUUUCGUUGACGCUGUUGCUGGUGAUACAAAGAAACGUGAAGGCUUUGACCAUCCCCGAACCAUGGGUCCAGGUGUUAUCUGUCCAACACAGACAGGUGUUUGGCGUGGUCAGAGAUGUAGUCAAUAAAAUGGCACAUCAGAUAGCAGCUCCAUUAUUCCCGUCUUCGGGGCUUUCAGCAACACCUGCAAAUGCUAGCUGCCUCCCUGGGUUCUACAGCACUGUAGAACUCAGGCCUUACCUGGAAAGACCAUUCGAUGAACCACAGGGACCAGGUGCCAAUGGUGAUGCCUUUAUUUCAGGCCAGAUGACUCCCGCAGAGCUGAGAGAGAUGCAGGAAGGCAUGACCAAGAACUGCUUUAAUCAGUUUGCCAGUGAUCGCAUCUCCCUGCAUCGUAGCUUGGGCAAUGACACGCGUCAGCCUGAGUGUGUGACACAGAAGUUCAGUCGAUGCCCAGGCUUGCCUACCACUAGCGUUAUAAUUGUGUUCCAUAAUGAAGCAUGGUCGACUCUUCUACGUACCGUCUUCAGUGUUUUACACACCUCACCUGCUAUCCUGCUGAAAGAGGUUAUCCUGGUGGAUGAUGCAAGUACACUGGAUCACCUGAAGGAGCCCCUGGACCUGUAUGUUCAGUCACUGGAGCGUGUGCGCGUCAUGCGGCAGCAUGAGAGGAAAGGGUUGGUCGCGGCCAGGCUGUUGGGGGCCGAGGGAGCUCAGGGGGAUAUUCUCACAUUCUUGGAUUCCCAUUGUGAAUGUUUUUAUGGCUGGCUGGAACCUCUCCUUGCACGGAUUGUACAACAACCCAAUGCGGUCGUGAGCCCUGAACUAGCCAUCAUUGACCAAAACACUCUAAAGUUUAACAAGCCUGUUUCUACUGUCAGUGCUCGAAGCCGUGGCAACUUUGACUGGAACUUGAGCUUUGGAUGGGAGAAUAUACCUGAACAAGAGAGGCUGAAGCGUAAAGAUGAAACGUACCCUUUGAGAACUCCAGUUUUUGCUGGUGGCUUGUUCUCCAUCUCCAAAGCCUUCUUUGAGCACAUUGGGACCUAUGAUGACCAGAUGGAGAUUUGGGGAGGAGAGAACAUAGAAAUGUCCUUCAGGGUGUGGCUCUGUGGAGGCCAGCUGGAGAUAAUUCCUUGCUCUGUGGUUGGUCAUAUCUUCCGUUCCAAGAGCCCUCACUCCUUCCCCAAGGGCACAGAUGUGAUCGCUCGAAACCAGGUGCGUCUGGCCGAAGUCUGGAUGGAUGAGUACAAAACAAUAUUCUACCGUAGGAACAGAAAAGCUGCUGCUAUUGCCAAAGAGAAAUCGUAUGGGGACAUAACUGAACGGCUUAAACUCAGAGAAAGGCUAAACUGUAAAAACUUCUCUUGGUACCUGGAAAAUGUUUAUCCAGAAGCAUUUGUACCGGAUCUGGAACCUGCCUUGUUCGGAUCGCUUAAGAACCUUGGCUCAAAAAAUUGCCUUGACAUUGGUAAUAAGAAUCCUGGAGGAAAGGCAGUUAUACUUUACAUGUGCCACAACAUGGGUGGAAAUCAGUAUUUUGAGUAUACAUCACAUCAGGAGUUACGACACAACACUGGGGCGCCCUUAUGUCUCCAUGCAACUGUGGAGCCAGAGCCUGUCAGAGUGGAGCUGUGCAGCUUUAAAGGACAUAAAACUGUCCCUGCCCCUCAACAGGAGUGGACCUUCAUGGUUUUAUCCCCACAGAUUUACAUGCUGAGCAAUACAGUGUUUGGCAAGUGCCUAACGGUGGAGGGGAGUAAAGUAAUCAUGAGAGUCUGCAGUACUGCUAAUCAAUACCAGUACUGGACUUUCAUCUGAACUGCAGAUGUGCACCUUUUUUUUUUUGAGAAAUUUUGCUGGAACUGAAAACUGUCGUGUUGUAAGACAGAGUCUGAAAUAAUACUCUGCACUUCAUCAUGGAUCACUCUGGCAACUGCACUGCACUUUUGUCAAAUACUGGUUGUAUGUUAUCCCUUUUAUGUUUGUAUUUAUGAGGGGAAAGGAAAGAUUAUUGUCUGGGAAUCAUAAAUGUCUGAUAUGUUCUUAAUUGUCAUGUCUAUUUGGUGAGAGAAUAAAGAAAAUGAACUGAAAGUUUCACAAGCCAGGACCUGUUAUCAGGUAUGAUGGAAAAAUUAAUUUACAUAAUAGUAUCAAGGCAUUGGGGUGUGUAGAUUCAAAUAGUCUUGGACAUAUGGAUCUGAAUAUAUGAUC
Messenger RNA from Chanos chanos (milkfish), 2478 nucleotides. Its product is annotated as polypeptide N-acetylgalactosaminyltransferase 6. The coding region runs from base 205 to 2085 and encodes 626 amino acids. NCBI's taxonomy places the organism in Eukaryota, Metazoa, Chordata, Actinopteri, Gonorynchiformes, Chanidae. The transcript has 11 exons. Gene Ontology annotation, cellular component: Golgi apparatus. The record is from RefSeq and is a predicted model, not a curated record. Gene Ontology annotation, biological process: protein O-linked glycosylation. Gene Ontology annotation, molecular function: polypeptide N-acetylgalactosaminyltransferase activity.